Thyridium curvatum is the source of this 1158-nucleotide messenger RNA. RefSeq lists its product as uncharacterized. NCBI's taxonomy places the organism in Eukaryota, Fungi, Ascomycota, Sordariomycetes, Thyridiales, Thyridiaceae. The transcript is spliced from 3 exons. Gene Ontology annotation, molecular function: oxidoreductase activity. Gene Ontology annotation, cellular component: cytoplasm. The record is from RefSeq and is a predicted model, not a curated record. Bases 1 to 1158 code for a protein of 385 amino acids.
AUGGCAAGCUGUACGACUGUUGGUGUCACACCUGUCGCUGGCCCGACAUUUUCAUAUUGGCGCAAGGACGGAGGCCAUCUUGAAAACUUUCGCAGCACCUCAGACUUGCCACGUGUCCAGGAUAUCGUCAUUAUAGGUUCCGGGCUUACAGGCGCUGCCUGCGCAUAUUAUAUAAGCCAAACGGCCGGUAGCAGCAGCAUACCUACUACGACAGUCUUAGAGGCAAGAGAGGUAUGCUCGGGAGCAACGGGAAGGAACGGCGGUCACUUACGACCUGAAGCGCUCGCAAGCUUCUCCAAAUUCUCAGAAACUCUAGGUCUGGAUUCGGCUAAUGAGAUUGCACUAUUCGAGGUUGCGAAUGCCGAGGCUGUCAAAGAGCUUGUCCAAACAGAAGGAAUCGACUGUGAUUACACACAAGUCGAGUCUGCCAAUGUUUAUCUCGAUGGGAGCCUUGCAAGCGCGGCCAAAUCUCAGAUUGGUGAACUAGCCCGAUCGGGAUAUGACAUUGUUGGAAAGAUUCAGUUCCAUGAGAACCCUCAUGAAGCAGAGGAUGUUACGGGAGUCCUUGGCGCCAAGGCGGCAGCAACAUUCCCUGCCGCAAGCAUAUGGCCGUACAAGCUUGCCGUUCACCUCUUAAAAAUUGCCAUGUCAAAAGGAGUCCAGCUCCAAACCCACACGCCAGCCCAGUGCAUUUCGUCAACCCCAAACGACAACGGCUAUUGGGUUAUCUCGACACCGCGCGGAGAUAUGAUGGCCAAGACAGUUAUCUUUGCCACGAAUGGCUACACACCAAACCUUUUGCCCGAGUAUGCGGGGACAAUCAUUCCCGUCCGUGGAAUAUGCAGUCAUAUUCAAGCGGUCAAUACGAGCAACCCAGCUCCUGUCAUAUCAGAGACCAUAAAAACUAUGGGCAUUAAGCACAGCCCCGGCUGCCAGGACUAUCUGAUCACGAGGCCAGAUGGAAGCAUCGUGGUAGGCGGAGCAUGGAAGGCGGUUCGCCCUGGGCCACGCGACGAUUGGUACAAUGUCAUAGACGACUCUCAACUCAUUCCGGCUGCUGUUAAUUACUACGACGGCUUCAUGCAGCGAACAUUUGCUACUUGGGAGAAUGAACCUUCGGAGGUGGACUAUCUCUGGACUGGCAUCAUGGGGGUAUAG